CCUGGCGCCCGGCCGUGGUCCCGCGCGCUCGGCCUCGCGCCCCCGCCAUGGCCGGCAUUCUCUUCGAGGACAUCUUCGACGUGAAGGACAUCGACCCCGAGGGAAAGAAGUUCGACCGGGUGUCUCGUCUGCACUGCGAGAGCGAGUCCUUCAAGAUGGAUCUAAUCUUGGAUGUCAAUAUACAGAUCUACCCUGUGGAUCUUGGGGACAAGUUCCGACUGGUCAUUGCCAGCACCUUGUAUGAAGACGGCACACUAGACGAUGGCGAGUACAAUCCCACGGAUGACAGACCAUCCAGGGCUGACCAAUUUGAGUAUGUAAUGUACGGGAAAGUGUACAGGAUUGAGGGAGACGAAACUUCCACGGAAGCAGCGACACGCCUCUCUGCUUACGUGUCGUACGGGGGACUACUCAUGAGGCUCCAGGGCGAUGCCAACAAUCUGCAUGGAUUCGAAGUGGACUCCAGGGUUUACCUGCUGAUGAAGAAGCUGGCUUUCUAAGGCCCAGGGAGCCGACCUGGCCAGAGGGCGAGCCAGAACUUUGGCUAGCCACAUCUGGGAACGGACUUACCUCUCCGGGACUCUCUUCUCUCCCAAACGCCCGGUGGGCCGAUGCGUCGGGCCCACCCCAGCCAGUCCGGCCCGGAUUCAAGCCCAAGGAGCAGCCCUCUUCCCCGCAGCCGGCUGCCGGUAAGGCGGGGUCGUCCGGACUCUGCGCAGGGCGGCAGUUUGGUAUCCAUCUGGGGAUUCGCGCUCCUCCGCCACGGGGCCCGUGCCGACGGGGGAGAUCGGCCCCGCUCCCGUGAACCUUGUUUGGGAUAAAACUGGAGUAGCUCAAAAUGAGCCGGAGGUUACGGUGUUUUGAUGACCCCGACAUUAAAUUUUACUUUUAUA
Molecule: messenger RNA, 893 nt
Organism: Ornithorhynchus anatinus (platypus)
Lineage: Eukaryota; Metazoa; Chordata; Mammalia; Monotremata; Ornithorhynchidae
Gene: POLR2H
Product: RNA polymerase II, I and III subunit H
Exons: 5
Coding region: 48-500 (150 amino acids)
Biological process (GO): DNA-templated transcription
Cellular component (GO): RNA polymerase III complex; RNA polymerase I complex; RNA polymerase II, core complex
Molecular function (GO): DNA-directed RNA polymerase activity
Source: RefSeq, a predicted model, not a curated record